AUGGACACCGCGACCUCCGAGGACUUGGACGACGAGGCUGAGAAGGAGGAGUCUAAGGAGGAAGAAGGGGGUCGUGCGGCCAAGGCAGAGACGGCAGCCGAGGGAGAGGGAGAGGAGGAAGAAGAAGAUGAAGAGGAGGAGGAAGAAGAGGACCAAGUUGACUUUUAUAUGGAUGAUCGAAUGAGUGAGAUGAAGACGGUGGCUAACCUCUUCGCUAAUGCUCAUGGCAUCCUGAACAACUCGAAGGAGUUUACCAACUAUUCCAUCACCCUAGUUUCUACAGGGGAGCAAAGAGAUGGGGAUGAAGAAAAGCAUAGAGGGGAAGGGAAGGAAAUGGGCUAUAAGGAUGGAGAAGAGGAAGAGAGAGAUAAGGACGAAGGAAUGGAAGAGGCAAAUAAGGAUGAAGAAAAGGAAGAGCAAUAUUAG
Molecule: messenger RNA, 426 nt
Organism: Echinococcus granulosus
Lineage: Eukaryota; Metazoa; Platyhelminthes; Cestoda; Cyclophyllidea; Taeniidae
Exons: 1
Coding region: 1-426 (141 amino acids)
Source: RefSeq, a predicted model, not a curated record